AUGAGCUGCGAUUUCAGUGGGUCCCUUGACGCCUCCGGAUGCUUGCGUGUGAGUGACAUCAGGAGAGCAGCGUGGCCCACCUUCCAGGGUCCUGGAGUAGACGGAGCAGUCUCUUCACUCCAGACUCUUAUUUCUGGUGCAUUUCAUGGCAAAGGAUUUCACAUGAUCGAAGAAUUUCUUCGGCAGAAACAGAGCCACAUGCCUCAGAAGUAUGACCAUCUUCUCCUAUGCCAUCUUGACAGACUGAUAAAAGAGGAGCUGGAUAAAAACGAGUUCCGGAAUUGUUCCCUGCUGCUGAAAUGUCUCCAGAGAUUCUUCAGGGAUGACCCGGACCAAGAGGAGCCCUUGCUUAUUCAGCAGGGACUGAUCCCAAAGAUGGUUUCCUGGUUUGAAACAAUAACAGGAUUUCUGACUACCAAAGUGCUGGCCUCGGAGGUGCUGCUGACUAAUGCCGUGGAGGACUUCUUAGAUACUGCACUGAUCAUUUCCAGGCACAGCAGGAAAGGGGCGAUCCAGAUGUUGGAUUCCUUCAUACUUUGCUUAGGAUUCCUGGUGACAGAAGAUUCCGUGAAGCCCUUCAUUCAGCAGGAGGCGCUGAGGACUUUGAACUGCAUUCUGAAUGCUGCACCUCGGGGAGAGAGAAGAAAGCUCUCUUCAGCAGAAGGCGUGUGCUGUCUCAUGAAAGAAUUGGCAAGGACGAUCUUGACUGUGGGCGAUUACAGCCAGCAGGUUGCUCUCUCUGAGGCACUGUGUCGAAUGUCUGUUGGAACGCAGAGGAAUGAACUUGCCAUCCAGUGGUUUGAUGAUGCCAUCCUGGCUGAAGCCUUCAAAGAAAUUAAGAAUCGGGAAUUUGAGACGGACUGUCGGCAGUUCCUCAAUCUCUUGAAUAACAGACUCGGCGACCAGAGAAGGGUGUACUCAUUCCCAUGUUUGGCGGCUUUUGCUGAUGAUCAGGAGAUGAGAAAACCAGCAGAUGAAAAGUUAAAGGAAUUUUGGAUUGACUUCAACCUCGGAAGCCAGAGCGUGACUUUUUACAUAGAUAAUGCAGAGAAUGCUCUGUGGGAGCCAGUACAACUUUUGAAGGAAGCUGUGGUCAGGUUCAUCAUCAUAGAAAAUGAUAGGAUAAAGAUGUUCAUCAUUUACCUGAAGCAUCCAAUUGUUAUCGGCAAGAGAGAAGCAAAGAAAAUACAAAUCCACUUCGAUAGGCAACUUGGCAUUUCACAAGCUUCCGUUCAAACUUUGGGAGAAGACAAACAGGCCCCUUCAUUUCAGACUUCUUCUGUUUUGAUAAAAGUCUCCUCUGACUUUGAAAAAGAAGAUGGUGAGACUCCUAGUAGCCUCGAAAGAGAAACAGAAGGUGCGAAAGAAUCCAGAAUCCUUCCAGAAUUCAUGGAUGCUGAAGUUGACCGAUGCCUAAUAACUCGCUGCUUUAAUGUCCAGUCGGGGCCUUCUUUUAAUGAUAGGAAACAUGACUUCUUGGAGAGUAACGAAGAUUCAAGUUCAAGUACCAGUGAACGAUCCUGGACCCAGAACCUCAAAAGGAAAUCCCUAAGAACAUACUCCCAGAGGAGGAAGCCAAGAGUCAGUUCUCUACGGAUCCUACCACUCUCCCCCGUCAGAAGUGGCCACCAUGCUCCUGAGAAAGAUGAAGCCGAGCUCACACCACUAUGGAAAAGCAUCUCCAGGAGAAAUGACUCCACUCUUCUGAAAAUUUCUGAAACAAAACUAACAUCUGAGGCAUCUACACAGAAAAUAGUAGUUUCAUCGACUCUGAUGCCAUCUUCUGGUGUGUGGACAUACCUGCCAACCAAACUCCCAUAUACAUCAAAAGUCAGAAGUCCCCACCUGUCCAGCAGUCCGUCUUCCGUAGAGCACUCGGAAGUGGAGGAAACCCUACCUGAGAUUAUGAACCGAGAACCAUUCAUGGGGAACAGUAGCUUCAAGCACAAGCUAGAAAACUUGGAACACAGAGGUGAGAUACCCGAUGGGAGUGUUGCUGCCCUAAAGCAAUCAAGAUUAGAAGAUGCUCCGGGAGCCCCCGUUGUAACAGACAUUUCUACUCCAUCUCAAGAAGAUAUGCCAGAAAAUGCAAAUGGUUCUGCUUUGAAAACAGCCUUUGAAAACUUCACUAGAGCUCUGAAAAGAAAAUUUGAGCUCAAGCAAGAAGAGAUGCCACUCUCUUCAGAAAAGGCAAAGGAAGUGCCAGCUUGCCUAAUGAGACUUUGGAACCAGAUACACAUGUGCAGACUGGACAAGCUGGACAGGUUUCACAGCUCCGUCCUUCAGGAGCUGAGCAACUUGGAGAAGGAUCUUCGGACACUGAAGUGCCUCGAGAAGGACGCUCUGGAGUUUUGGGAGAGACAGUCGGCUGACUUGCAAUCAUUUUGUGACCAGCAAGUGUGGAGGCUCCCACUGUUCAGAUACAAUGUGAACAGUGACAUAGAGUUGCCAGCCGAGUCAGAAGUGGAUGGAGGAUUUAGCUUGCCUAAAGAAUGA
Messenger RNA from Mastomys coucha (southern multimammate mouse), 2496 nucleotides. RefSeq names its product synaptonemal complex protein 2 like (gene Sycp2l). The coding region runs from base 1 to 2496 and encodes 831 amino acids. Lineage: Eukaryota; Metazoa; Chordata; Mammalia; Rodentia; Muridae. The transcript has 28 exons. The record is from RefSeq and is a predicted model, not a curated record.